AUGGAGCUCUCGAGGACAGAUUUUGUCGGAGGAUCCACCCCACAGCCGCCAGAAAUCCGAUCGCCCUUCAUCUUCAGUCUUCCUCCGGAGCUACUUGGGGAAAUAGUCGCUGCCGUCGCAGCGACUGAGGUCCCGCGAACGCCGUUAGCCGACGACGAGACAUCGACUCUUGCUCAGAACGACUUACGCCGCCCACGCGCCAUUUGGACUUCUAUCUCACAAGGAGGCACGCUGGGCUGGCUACGCUUGACGCAUGUCUGCCGUGGGUGGAGGCGUAUUAUCUGCGAGGGCAUGCCUUUACUUUGGGCGCAGCAUAUUGGGUGUUUUCGGAAUGCCGAUGCUGUAGAAACGAUGCUUCGGCGAGCAGGCGAUGGCGUGCCUUUGUCUGUUCGAUCCGGUCGUGGUGGAAACACGGCUCUCGAUUUCCCCUGGAUCACCGUACAGACGCCCGUGCCGUCUUGGUCGAAGCUUGAAUGCACGAUCUUCCGAUCCCGCAUCCGGUCACUUGUAGUGGUCGACACACGGAAUGGCCCUGGAGACGAGGCCGAGUUCGAAAGCUUGGCCUCAAUACUUCCCGAGCUUGUCGGUCUUCAGGAGCUCGAAGUGCAUUGUGCCACUACAGAUGACAACAGGCUUCGGAGCAAACUACCCCCCUGUCCCGAUACGUGCAUCAUAUCUUCCCGCACAUUGCGCUCCUUGCGAUUCACAAACCACUUUAUCUCGUGGAAUUCCCUCAGAAUCACGCGCCUAUCAAUUGCCUUCGAUUUCAUAGGCCUUCCAGGCGACGUAAUCCAUGAUGUCCUGAGAUCAUUGCCGUCGAUAGAGGAGCUGGAACUCGAUCGGGUGCUGCUUGGAUACUCUUUACUGACUGGACUGGAUCAAGAACGCGCUAAAUACAACCUUCCAAGUCUGAAUUAUCUCUACAUCCACGAUCUUGACUGCUUCGUUCUUAGCCUUCUACGGCAAGUACAGCUGCCGGACAGGGCGAAAGUACACCUAUCUUUCCUAUGCACCGAAUCAUGGGGAAGCACUCCUCUUGAGUUGGCAAUGCAGAGCGUCUUGUCCAGGAUAGAACUGGUGCCAAGCCGGUCGAUCGUUGUCGCAGCGUCCUUUGGCAAGGAUGGCCGUGACGAGUCCGCGGUCGUCUGCAAUUGGGCCCAGCUUUACUUUUUGGAAGGCGCCUCCCUUAUCGCUGACGAUGCAGUCGAUCGCCCUUAUCUCACCAUUUCCGUCGAAGACUUGACCUAUGCAAGGGAUCCCUGGGGAAAACUGGCCAACGUGCGUGAAAACCUCGGCCAUAACUUUCCCGAUGUGUGGAAAGGCGUGCAGUCGCUGGACUUUGACGUACCAUUCUGGCGUUGCCACUACGAGAUUGGACAAAUGCUAUCCUGUGCUUCACAUCUUCGCCAAGUACGCAUUGUUGAUCUCUUCGAGGGCGUGGAACGUGAUCACGACCCUGCGAGCGACUGGCCCGGGAGCGCUCUCUUCCCAAGCAGCCUAUUCAGGGACCCCGCGCCCUCCCUCGAUCUCCUGUGGAUCGUGCAAACCUCAGAUUGGCGCGUCAACCACCUGCGCCAGUUCUGUACUGCCGUUGCCGAGAGUUUGGCCAACGCGAUAGAUGGCAGUCAUCUGCACCAUCGACACGAGGAUAACACCGUCGCGAAACGGGCCGUUACAUUACUUCGCUUGGACCUUAUCCACCAUUCUGGGACGCCUUGGAACCCGGACGAGGAAGAGUAUGACUGGGCGGAUACGUUCGAUAAGUUGGCGGAAAGAGUCGAGAUACGUACUGGUAGUGUAAACUAA
Molecule: messenger RNA, 1806 nt
Organism: Peniophora sp. CBMAI 1063
Lineage: Eukaryota; Fungi; Basidiomycota; Agaricomycetes; Russulales; Peniophoraceae
Source: the annotation of a GenBank genome assembly